AUGGAAGGGUUUGGCUUCCAUUCAAAAUGGAUUCAAUGGGUAAAAGAAUGCAUAACUACAGUCUCUUUGUCUAUACUAGUUAAUGGAUCUUCGUCAGAUUCUUUCAAUCCGCAAAAAGGGUUAAGGCAAGGGGACCUGCUUUCUCCUUUUCUUUUUAUCAUUGAAGCAGAGAUUUUGAACGUUAUGUUUAUUAGGGCCACACAACUGGGGCUAUUGAAAGGAGUUCAAGUUGAAACCAUUUGUUUGACGCAUUUGCAGUUCGCCGAUGAUACAAUCAUUUUCUAUCAAGCAAAGUGGGUUGAAAUAGUUAAUAUUAGAAGAAUCUUGAGAUGCUUUGAGAUUAUAUCAAGGUUAAAGGUGGACUUUCAUAACAGUUUGGUAGGAGGAGUGGGUAUUGAUAAUGCGUUGUUGAAUGAAUUUGCAGCAGCUCUUAGAUGCAAAGUGCAGAAGCUUCCAAUGAAAUUUUUGGGACUACCUUUAGGUGCUAAUCCAAGAUUGAGGAGGAUAUGA
Molecule: messenger RNA, 510 nt
Organism: Camellia sinensis
Lineage: Eukaryota; Viridiplantae; Streptophyta; Magnoliopsida; Ericales; Theaceae
Source: RefSeq, a predicted model, not a curated record